AUGCAACAAGACGUGACCUCGACCAGCAGUUCUGCAGCCGAGCAGGGGGAAGCCCCGGCGCGGGCUUGGUGGGGCUGGGGCUCAUCUUCAACUUCGAGCGGAAGCGUUGCGACGUCGGCUACCCUCUCCCCACCUCCUUCUGGCGGCGCACCCGUGCCCGACCCCGCCUGGCGUAGCGACAUCAUGCGACAGAUCAACGUACGCGAUGCCCUCCAACGGCGCUCGUUCAUCGACCUCGUGCGACAACAGAACUUCUUUUUGAAGGAGAGGUCCAUGACCCGAGACAAGACCGCCAUGUUGGAAAAGGAGGUUGUGGGCAAGGGCGCCGACAUGCAGAGGCUGCAGCAGGAGCUGACCGAAUGCUACAAGCGAAACUCGGAGAACGCACAGGAGCUCCUCGAGCUCAACCGCAAGGUCAAGGAACUCACCGCGGCUGCCGCCGCCAAGCAGGACCAGCUGAACACCGUAGAGCGGAUGUGCGAAGGUCUGAAGGUGGAGCUGCGGGAGCGCGUGAUGGCCCUGAACAUCCUCACACCCGAGCUCGAUUCGCUCAAGGUCGAGUUGGCGCGGGCCGAAGCGCGCAGCAAGACGCUCGAGGAGGAGAACGCGCACCUGCUCAACCGCUGGCGGCUCAAGGUGUCCGAAGAGGCGAAGAAGAUGAACGAGGCCAACGAAUUCUACCACCAGGUGCAGCAGAUGGCCAAGAACCCGCUCUCCCUGUCCAACGAGGCCAUGGGCGGCGCACCGCACGAGGCACAGCCGACGGACGACCGCACCCGCAAGGCGCGAAGCCACGGUAGCAGCGUGCCGCGGCGAGUUCACACACGCCUGCGUGCGCACACCGGGGACGUGAGUUCGGUGACGUACGAUCCCGCCGGCGAGCGAAUCGCGUCCGGCAGCGCGGACACGACGGUCAAGGUGUGGCGAGCCAACGGCGAGCUGCAGUCCACGCUCUCCGGGGCCAAGCUCGCCAUCACGCAGGUCGAGUUCGCCCCCGGGGGCGACAUGGUGUUGGCCUCGUCGUGCGACGCCGUGGCGCGGCUGUGGAACCUCUCCAAUGCCAAGAUCAAGCACACCCUGACCGGUCAUGUGGGCAAGGUCAUGGGCGCCACCUUUGUGAGCGCCGAAAAGAUCAUCACGGGAUCGCAGGAUCGCACGGUCAAGGUGUGGGACCUGGGGAAGGGGUACUGCGUGCGUACGGUGUUCUGCUAUUCGCCCUGCAAUGCCGUGGCCGUCGUGGGCGAGAGCACGCGCAUGCUCUGCUCGGCUCACGCGGAUCGGCGCGUCCGGCUGUGGGAUCUCAAGACGGCCGACCCCGUGGCCGAAAUCCAAGACGUGCAGUCCAAGCAGGCCACCAGCAUAUCGUGGAGCCCUGCGUGGGAGUACCUGGUGCUGACCACCGCGCCAGACAACACCGCACAGCUGAUCGACCUCCGGAACCAGAAAUCCGCACACACCUUCCGAGGCGGGGUGCUGUCGCCACAGGCCUGCUUCAGUGCCGACGGUAAUUUUGUGGCGGCAGGCUCGACGACGGGCGGCGUCUUCGUGUGGAACACGCACACCGCCGCGCUGGAGGCGCACAUCACCGAAGGCCACCAAGCUGGCGUAAGCAGCUGCACCUGGGGAGCACGGGGCAAGCCGCUCGUCACCGGUGGUUCGGACGCCUCCUUGCUCGUUUGGUCGUAA
Messenger RNA from Acanthamoeba castellanii str. Neff, 1686 nucleotides. RefSeq names its product Autophagy related 16 like 2, putative. Gene Ontology annotation, molecular function: protein binding. NCBI's taxonomy places the organism in Eukaryota, Discosea, Longamoebia, Acanthamoebidae. Gene Ontology annotation, biological process: autophagosome assembly. The transcript has 12 exons. The coding region runs from base 1 to 1686 and encodes 561 amino acids. The record is from RefSeq and is a predicted model, not a curated record. Gene Ontology annotation, cellular component: autophagosome membrane.